UCUCGCCACUCUCCCGAAGCAAGCAUCCCGAAUUUCUCCCCCAUUCGCCGUCGUUCAAUGGCGACGGCUCGUAGACCCAAAUCCAAGAAACCUCGGGUGGCGGCGGAGGGCGGCGGUGGCAUCGGGGGCCACGAAGAGCCGCCGGAAUUCUUGGCCGGAGGACCCGACCUUAUCAGCGACCUCCCGGACGCCAUCCGCGCCACCAUCAUCUCCCUACUCCCCACCGAUGACGGCGCCCGGACUCAAGCCUUGUCCACGCGGUGGCGCCACCUCUGGGGCAUCUCGCCUCUCAACCUCUGCGACGGCGACAUUAGCGGGUCCAGCCGCGACAUCACGGCCAUCGUCUCCCGGAUCCUCUCCUCGCAUCGCGGCCCCGUCCGCCGCCUCUCCCUUGGCUGGCCCUGGUCCCUCGUCAUGUACCCCGACCUAGACUCCUGGCUCCGGUCCCCCGCGCUCGGCAGCCUGCAGGAGCUCGAGCUGUGGCGCGGGUUCACGCGUCCGGGCCCGAUGCCGCCGGCCGCAUUCCCGUUGUCAUCCUCCCUCCGCGCCCUCGUCCUCAGCGGCGGCUAUGGACCGUUUUGCGACGACGGUGAUUUCCUCAACUUUCCUGCGGAUGACGUGGAUAGGAUGCGCUUUCCCAACCUCAAGCAGCUAACGAUCAAGUGUGUCAUCAUCGCGGAGAGCGCGCUCCACACCCUGCUCUCCAAAUGCCCUGUGCUUGUGAGCUUGGUACUGAGCCAAAAUGUGGGCUUUCGUCGCCUCCAGAUUAGCUCCCCUAACCUUCGAAGCUUUGCUGUUUCGGAUGACCGUCUAGACCUGUGGGAUCCUGAAAGGCUGAAAGAAGUCAUUAUUGAGGAUGCGCCUCUCCUACAAAGGUUCUUCACCCGAUUCGAAAUUUUUUCUGAAAGUGAAGGUCUAUCAGUUCGGAUAUCUGGCGCGCCCAAACUUGAGUUCUUGGGGUCGCUCACACAUGACAUUACAACACUUGAGCUUGAGACUGCUAUUUUGAAGGAAACUGUGUCUGUGAACUCAACAGCGGUGGUGCGAUCAGUGAAGGUUUUGGCUGUGCACAUGUCCCCUCCUAGUAUCGAUGAUGUUAUUGGCCUUAUGAAAUGUUUUCCCUGCUUGCAGAAACUAUAUGUCAAGGUUUCUCUUAAGGAUAGGUCAAAAAGGGUGCAGCAUCAUAAUCCACUUGAUUAUCUCGAAUGCCUUGAUCUCCAUCUGAAGAAAGUAGUAUUGAUGGAUUAUCAAGGGAUGAAGAGAGACGUGGAAUUUACCAACUUCUUUCUUUUGAAUGCUAAAGUGCUAGAAAUUGUGGAAUUAACAACCCAGCGUCGGUGUGAUUCUAAAUAUUUGACUGAGCAGCUUGCAAAACUGCAGUUGAAGAACAGAGCUUCUAAGGAUGCUCAAGUUCACUUUCUUAUGUGUAUUAUUAGCCUUCGCCAUGCAAAUGAUUUUAUGGACAUCAGGCAUCUGCAUGAUAUGAGUACUGUUGAUCCCUUUGAUCCGUCAUUGUGUAGCUGCAGAUGUAUUCAGUUCCUCUAAGCUGGUGUCCUACGCCUGUUUUCUGUAAACUUUAGAAGGUAUCUUACAUUCAGAAGAAAACCAUACUAUCUCUGAUAAGCUAUAUUCUGCUAACCAUUAAUCUAUUGUUGCAGCUAGUGCUUAGAUA
Messenger RNA from Sorghum bicolor (sorghum), 1672 nucleotides. RefSeq names its product F-box/FBD/LRR-repeat protein At1g13570. Gene Ontology annotation, molecular function: protein binding. Lineage: Eukaryota; Viridiplantae; Streptophyta; Magnoliopsida; Poales; Poaceae. Bases 58 to 1545 code for a protein of 495 amino acids. The record is from RefSeq and is a predicted model, not a curated record. The transcript is spliced from 3 exons.